Messenger RNA from Knipowitschia caucasica, 3507 nucleotides. NCBI's taxonomy places the organism in Eukaryota, Metazoa, Chordata, Actinopteri, Gobiiformes, Gobiidae. The record is from the annotation of a GenBank genome assembly.
AUGGAGGUGAAGGCUGCAGACCUGCAUCUCUGUGACCACAGCCAGGAGACCUAUGAGCUCAACUCCCUGAGAACCACAGCCUUCUGCUUCAAGAGCAUCAAGUCACGCAUCCAGAGAGAGGAGGAGAGAGUGCGCCUGCAGCAGCGGAAGGAGAAGAGAGAGAAGCAACCUCCUGAAGACUUGGACCAGGAGGAGCUGCACCAGGAGGAGCUGCACCAGGAGGAGCUGCCCCAGAGCCACCUACCAAGUCCCCCCAGCCCUCUCUGCUGCGGCUUCCACUCACACCCAGGACAAUUCUGGCUCUCCAUGGGCGGGUAUGACGCAGGGUUCCUGUACCACUGCAAGUUCUCAGAAGAUCAGGACCAAGAUCCAGCUCAGCGUCAGGAUGAACCCUUUCAAGCUCUGGCUCUUCACAACGCAGAGAGAGACCCUGUGGUGUCCGUCACCUUCAGCUCUGAUCGGCGCCUCCUGCUGUUUGGGAUGACUUCAGGAUCCCUCAGAGUCUACCCUCUGAGUCCAGGAGACCUGAGUCUGGACUCCAUGCAGCACUACUGGGCCCUGAGUCUCCAUGACAACAGCUGUGGCCCCCUGCGGCUCCUGCGCCUCAGCCAUGACCAGCGCUUUGUAUUGACGGCCGGAGACGACGGAAACAUCUUCAGCUUCAGACUCUUGAGUCCAGACCAGAGGGACAAUAGGGAUCACAGGGACCAGCCCAGGACCUAUGCCAAAGUGCCCUCCCCCCGGGCCGGGCUGCAGCAGGAGGAGGUGGCCCAGGACAUCGAGGACCCCUCUGUUCUCAGUAUGGAGAUGGCGAGGCAGCGUGUGGAGAGCGACCGUGUGCAACGUGCGGCGGAGCAGAGAAAGGAGCAGACGAGUCGAAAACUGAUUGAUCUUCAGGAGAUCAACAGACAGAUCCUGUUAGAGAACCAGGCUCUGGCCCCACAUGUCCGCUUGCGACCGGAGGAGCUGAAUGUGGACCAGCGUCUGGAGGCGCACAAAGAACAGCAGCAGCAGCAGCAGCAGCAGCAGCAGCAGCAGAUGGAGCAGCAGCAGCAGCAGCAGCAGCAGCAGCAGAUGGAGCAGCAGCAGCAGCAGCAGCAGCAGCAGCAGCAGCAGCAGCAGAUGGAGCAGCAGCAGCAGCAGCAGCAGCAGCAGCAGAUGGAGCAGGAACUGUCCUGGGACCUGGAGUGCAGCCAGCUCGCCCUGGAGAAGAUGCACUCUCUGUAUUUGGAUUAUUCUCAUAUUUUUAAAGAUGUAGUGUGCUCCCUCUCUGGUCUCUCCCUGUUGUACCAUACCAUCAUUGCCUGGUUGUACCAUACCAUCAUUGCCUGGUUGUACCAUACCAUCAUAGCCUGGUCGUACCAUACCAUCAUAGCCUGGUCGUACCAUACCAUCAUAGCCUGGUCGUACCAUACCAUCAUAGUCUGGUCGUACCAUACCAUCAUAGCCUGGUCGUACCAUACCAUCAUAGUCUGGUCGUACCAUACCAUCAUAGCCUGGUCGUACCAUACCAUCAUAGCCUGGUCGUACCAUACCAUCAUAGCCUGGUCGUACCAUACCAUCAUAGCCUGGUUGUACCAUACCAUCAUAGCCUGGUCGUACCAUACCAUCAUAGUCUGGUCGUACCAUACCAUCAUAGCCUGGUUGUACCAUACCAUCAUAGCCUGGUUGUACCAUACCAUCAUAGCCUGGUUGUACCAUACCAUCAUAGCCUGGUCGUACCAUACCAUCAUAGCCUGGUCGUACCAUACCAUCAUAGUCUGGUCGUACCAUACCAUCAUAGCCUGGUCGUACCAUACCAUUAUAGCCUGGUCGUACCAUACCAUCAUAGCCUGGUUGUACCAUACCAUCAUAGCCUGGUCGUACCAUACCAUCAUAGCCUGGUCGUACCAUACCAUCAUAGCCUGGUCGUACCAUACCAUCAUAGACUGGUCGUACCAUACCAUCAUAGCCUGGUCGUACCAUACCAUCAUAGUCUGGUCGUACCAUACCAUCAUAGCCUGGUCGUACCAUACCAUCAUAGCCUGGUCGUACCAUACCAUCAUAGCCUGGUUGUACCAUACCAUCAUAGCCUGGUCGUACCAUACCAUCAUAGCCUGGUCGUACCAUACCAUCAUAGCCUGGUUGUACCAUACCAUCAUAGCCUGGUCGUACCAUACCAUCAUAGCCUGGUCGUACCAUACCAUCAUAGCCUGGUUGUACCAUACCAUCAUAGCCUGGUCGUACCAUACCAUCAUAGCCUGGUUGUACCAUACCAUCAUAGCCUGGUUGUACCAUACCAUCAUAGCCUGGUUGUACCAUACCAUCAUAGCCUGGUCGUACCAUACCAUCAUAGCCUGGUCGUACCAUACCAUCAUAGCCUGGUUGUACCACACCAUCAUAGCCUGGUUGUACCAUACCAUCAUAGCCUGGUCGUACCAUACCAUCAUAGCCUGGUUGUACCAUACCAUCAUAGCCUGGUUGUACCAUACCAUCAUAGCCUGGUUGUACCAUACCAUCAUAGCCGGGUUGUACCAUACCAUCAUAGCCUGGUCGUACCAUACCAUCAUAGCCUGGUGGUACCAUACCAUCAUAGCCUGGUCGUACCAUACCAUCAUAGCCUGGUCGUACCAUACCAUCAUAGUCUGGUCGUACCAUACCAUCAUAGCCUGGUCGUACCAUACCAUUAUAGCCUGGUCGUACCAUACCAUCAUAGCCUGGUUGUACCAUACCAUCAUAGCCUGGUCGUACCAUACCAUCAUAGCCUGGUCGUACCAUACCAUCAUAGCCUGGUCGUACCAUACCAUCAUAGCCUGGUCGUACCAUACCAUCAUAGCCUGGUCGUACCAUACCAUCAUAGUCUGGUCGUACCAUACCAUCAUAGCCUGGUCGUACCAUACCAUCAUAGCCUGGUCGUACCAUACCAUCAUAGCCUGGUUGUACCAUACCAUCAUAGCCUGGUUGUACCAUACCAUCAUAGCCUGGUCGUACCAUACCAUCAUAGCCUGGUUGUACCAUACCAUCAUAGCCUGGUCGUACCAUACCAUCAUAGCCUGGUCGUACCAUACCAUCAUAGCCUGGUUGUACCAUACCAUCAUAGCCUGGUCGUACCAUACCAUCAUAGCCUGGUUGUACCAUACCAUCAUAGCCUGGUUGUACCAUACCAUCAUAGCCUGGUUGUACCAUACCAUCAUAGCCUGGUCGUACCAUACCAUCAUAGCCUGGUCGUACCAUACCAUCAUAGCCUGGUUGUACCACACCAUCAUAGCCUGGUUGUACCAUACCAUCAUAGCCUGGUCGUACCAUACCAUCAUAGCCUGGUUGUACCAUACCAUCAUAGCCUGGUUGUACCAUACCAUCAUAGCCUGGUUGUACCAUACCAUCAUAGCCGGGUUGUACCAUACCAUCAUAGCCUGGUCGUACCAUACCAUCAUAGCCUGGUCGUACCAUACCAUCAUAGCCUGGUCGUACCAUACCAUCAUAGCCUGGUCGUACCAUACCAUCAUAGCCUGGUCGUGGGAGGGGUAA